AUGGAGCUAUCAUCGUGCAUAGGUGAUGCCGCUCCUCCGAGCCUCCUUCAAGGGGUCCCGAGCCUCCGUCAGGCUCGGCAAGACCAUUACACCCCGUCGGGUCGGUCCGCUGGAGUCGCUAUGAGCGGCGACCUGCUGCCGCCGCCUGAUAUAGAGCUAGGCGAACGACGCGACCCGAUAUCUCUCGAGCCAAUCUCCAGCCCGCCUUCCAUCCGCCGGACCGCGUCGAUAGGUACUAGCAGCGGCAGAGAUUUCUGCUUAUCGCUGCCGCAGAUUCCUCCUCCCGUUACUCCGCGACCCGACUUAGUAGCACCUCCGGAAGAAGCCGAUUUAGACACGGGAAUUACCAUAAUCUGUCCACCCAGAAACGGUCUUUUUCUAAGCCCUACUGACGAAAGCGAAAAAUCUGGCGAAACUGGCGAAAUCGGCGCGUCCAGCAGUAGGCGAGGCGCGUCAGGCCGUUUGGGCGCGUCCGGAGCUGGCCCGGCGAUUCGGAAAGGCUCGCCGAGCCUGAGCCGCGCGAGGCUCGGGUUGGGGGAGAUCCGGCUGGACUUGGGCGCGUUGCGCGCGCGCACGGAGCGGGAUUUCAACGCGGAGGCGAUGGAGGUGCGCGCGCGCAAGGAGAAAUUCGCCUUCUUUGAGAAGGACUGUAGCCGCGUGCUGGAACACGUGUUCGUGGGCAGCGAUUACGUGGCAAGAAGCCGGGAGAUCUUGCGCGAGGCGGGUGUGACGCACGUGCUCAACUGCGUUGGAUUCGUAUGCCCGGAGUACUUUCCCGGGGAUAUCGUUUACAAGACGCUCUGGCUGCAGGACAACACGGCGGAGGACAUAACAUGUGUGCUGUACGACGUGUUUGAUUACAUCGAGGGCGUGAGGGAGGGCGGGGGGCGCGUGUUCGUGCACUGCUGCCAGGGCGUCUCGCGCUCCACAUCCCUCGUUAUUGCGUACCUCAUGUGGACACAGGUGGGCAGAGUAGUGCAGGUGCCUUACAACGAGUUGUCCGUUAAUGAGUUAAACGUGAUACGCGUCCUCAUUAUUGUCCGCUCCUCUGCUUGUGGAUUUAUGCGGGCCGUUCAGUCGGGGUGGUGGAAUCAGUCAAGGUAA
Closterium sp. Yama58-4 is the source of this 1104-nucleotide messenger RNA. The record is from the annotation of a GenBank genome assembly. NCBI's taxonomy places the organism in Eukaryota, Viridiplantae, Streptophyta, Zygnematophyceae, Desmidiales, Closteriaceae.